Messenger RNA from Notolabrus celidotus (New Zealand spotty), 2305 nucleotides. RefSeq names its product golgin subfamily A member 6-like protein 22. Lineage: Eukaryota; Metazoa; Chordata; Actinopteri; Labriformes; Labridae. The record is from RefSeq and is a predicted model, not a curated record. The transcript has 2 exons. Bases 151 to 2172 code for a protein of 673 amino acids.
UUCUAUUGCCUGAACUGUGAUGUCACAAUUGAACAGUGCCCCUCCAGAAUGCUUAUAGACUAGACCUGCAGUCAUUUUAGUCCAGCCACCAGAGCCAGAGACAUACACACAUACACAACAGUUCACCAGAACAUCCACAUUAUUGUCGAGAUGGGAAAGAACAACAAGAAAGGAAAGAACAGGAAAACAACCGCCCCUGUCCUGCAGCAGCCUUUAGAAAGGCAAUCUCUGCAGGAGCCAAAAGGGGACAAUGAGCUAUGUUCCAGCCAGGCUCAGGUUCAGAUCCCUGAGCCUGAAUCACCAUCGCUCAUACUCAAAAAGAAACAAGUACGGUCAUCUGUUAGGGAAAAGGUUGCCUUGCUGCAUGAGGAAGAGCAGCUAAAAGAACUGCCAGAAAAUCACACAGACAGGACAACCUCAGACAUGGCAACGUCAAACACGGCAACCUCAGACAUGGAUCUGGACCUUGUUAAGGUUUCCAAUGAGCAGGAGACAGCAGAGAUGGCUGUCACUGAAAUCAGCCAACCCAUGGAAGCCCUUGACAUCAAAAAGGAGAAGCAAACGGAGACAAAUGAACAUCCAGCCCAGCCAAGACUCAGACUGCAGGUUGGUCUGUCUCACGUUGCCGAGGUCCUGCAGAAUCAGGCACUCAUGUGGUCACAGGACAGAUCUAUUCUCCUUGGAGAGAUCUACAAACUGCGUGCUGAACUGGAACAGGCAAAGGAGAACCAGAAGCAUCAGGCCAGUCUCCAGGCAAAGGGGAACCCGGACACCUGUGCCAUUCAGGCUGCACCGAAGCAAACCCAAGAGGUCCCAGCCAACAAGGACCACCAGUGCCAGGAGAAGAACUCAUGUCUCCUGGCCGAGGCAAUGAAGGAGAACGAAUCUCUUAAAGCUGCCCUGUACCAGACCCAGGUGGACCUGAAGAUACUGAAGCAGCAGUGGGGGAAGGUAACAUCUCAUCUUUUCGAAGAACAAAAGGAAACCUGCAGGUUGAAGGUUGCUCUGCACCAGGCCCAUGAAGACCUGAAGAAACAGAAACAGGAGAGGGAGAAGGACACAUCCAAUCUUCUCUCCGAACAAGAAGAAACCUGCAGGUUUAAGGCUGCCCUGACCCAAGCUCAGGAGGACCUUAAGAAUCAGAAGCAGGAGUGGGAGAAGGAAACAUCAAAUCUUCUCUCAGAACAAGAGGAAACCUGCAGGUUGAAGGCUGCCCUGACCAAGGCCCUGGAGAACCUGAAGACCCAGAAGCAGGAGUGGGAGAAGGAAACAUCCAAUCUUCUCUCAGAACAAGAGGAAACCUGCAGGUUGAAGGCUGCCCUGACCCAGGCCCUGGAGAACCUGAAAACACAGAAGAAGGAGUCGGAGAAGGAAACAUCAAAUCUUCUCUCAGAACAAGAGGAAACCUGCAGGUUGAAGGCUGCCCUGUACCAGGCUCAGGAUGAACUAAAGAAGCAGCAGCAGGAGUGGAAUAAUGAAAAGUCUGGCCUCCUAGAAGAGCAAAAGGAGACCACAUCCAAAAUAAAGGCUGCCCUGUUUCAAGCUGAAGAGCGGCUAAAGACCCAGAGGUGCCAGUGGGAAAAGGACCGGUUCCAGCUCCUUGUUGGGCAGAUGGAGGAAAAGGAAAAGAUGAAGACUGCACAGAAACAGGCAGAAGAUAAUCUUAGAUGCCAGUGGAAGGAGGACAUGUCCUGUCAUGAAGAAGAGACCAUCAAGAUUCAGGAUGCACUGAAGCAGGCAAAUAUGGACCUCCAAAAACAAAAAAGAGAGUGGGAUAUGGACAGAUCACUGCUACUUGCAGAGCAGUAUGAAACCCUCAAGAUGAAGACCUCCCUGGACCAGGCCAAAGAGGACCUGCAAAAACACCAGGUCCAGUGGCAGCAGGAGAGGGCCUCUCUCAUGGAGUCUUUAGCCGCCAUUAAUAAGUCUCUGGAGGAAGAACAAGAAGAAAGAGCAAAGACUAAUGACAGUUUAAUGGACAGACUGAGGAGCCUAGAAACUCAGGUAGAGGAGGCUAGGAGACCACCAAAGAAGUCUUUUAAGAAAAGGUUCCUGCUGUUCUUUAAACGAGAUACAGGGACUCCCUCUCAGACCUCUGACACCCACAGCCAAGACCCUUCAACUCCUCAAUCGUCCUCUCACUCCCAUCAAACCCAAAAAGUCAAAUCCUAACUUUACCCCUAAACUCCAUAUCCCCCUAAUCCCCUUUUGUCCAAAGUGACGUAUCUGAGAGAUGUACGCAAUUAAAUUACACAUCAAAUAUACAGUGUAUAGCGAAAGUCUACACAACCCUGUUAAAAUAUCA